AUGGCUCCAAAGCAAAAAAGUAAGAAGAUGGAUUUAGGUGAAUUCUUAGCCGAUGAUUCCUUCGGAGGAUCCUGGGCAGACACCGAAAUCGACAUGGGCAGCGUCGGUGUAGGUCUCACCACCGAAGCACCUAUCGGUAACAUUGCAGCCGGUGGUAGCGGAUGGGGUGAAGGUGAUUCUUCUACCUCAAAAUGGGGUGGUAAUGAUGAAGGUGGAUUCCGUUCCAACAGACCAGAAAGAAAAGAAUUCCCAAUUCCGGAUGUUCCUCCAUACAAAGCCCGUAUUGGUAAUUUACCUUGGGAAGCUGAUGAAGAAAAAAUCACAAGACAUUUUGAAAGUAGAAUGCAAGCUCAAGGUAUUAUUACCGAUGUUGGAUUACCUGUAGAUCAAGAAACUGGGAAAUUAAGAGGGUUUGGAUUUAUUACUUUUACUGAACGUGGAUUAUUAGAAGAAGCAUUAAAGUUGAAUUAUAGUGAAUUUUUGGGUAGAAAGAUUUUCGUUAGUGUUGCUGCUCCACCUAGAAAUGAUGCAUUUGAUGGUGAUUGGAGAUCUGGAGGAAGAGGUCCUAUGAAACCUAGAAGAGAAGAAGUAGAUUUGGAUUGGGGUGCUGCUAGACAUUCUCAAGCUAUUUUACCACCAAGAGAACGUGGUGACAGAGGUGGAUUUGAAAGAGGUGAAAGAUCCGAAAGGCCGCCAAGAAGAGAAGAACCAGAUUUAGAUUGGGGUAGUGCUAGACACAGUCAUGCCACUUUACCACCAAGAGAACGUAGUGACAGAGGUGAAUUUGAAAGAGGUGAAAGAAGUGAAAGACCACCAAGAAAACAAGAACCAGAUUUAGAUUGGGGUGCUGCUAGAUCCACUCGUGCUGCAUUACCUCCAAGAGAAGAUAAACCACAUCAUGAAAGACCAUAUAGAUCAAAAUCAAACAGAGAAGAAAAAGAAUUGGAUUGGACAAGAGCACCAGCUCAAGAACAUAAACCAUAUAGAUCAAAAUCAAACAGAGCUGAACCAGAAUUUGAUUGGAGUAGAGGUCAAGCUUUACCACCUAGACAAUCAAAGGCUGCAGCUUCUCCUGUUACUCCUGCUAAAGAAAAGAAGGAAGCUCCAGCUGGUCCACAAAAAUCUUCAUAUAGUGUUUUAGCUGCUCUUGAAGGUGAUGAUGACUCUGAAGAUGAAGAAGAAGAAACUGUACCAAGCAAGGAAGAAGACAAGGAGGUUGAACAAUUAGAAUCUGCUACUUCUAAAUUAUCUGUUGGUGAAUCUAAUGAUGAUGGCUGGGAAGUUGUUCAUAUUUAUCAACCUCCAAAACCUACACCCAUAGAUAACUUGCUAUCGAUAUAUGGAUUAGAGCCGAUUGCAAAAUCCCUAGCCAGAACAAACCCCGAUGGAUCCAAGGGCGUUAAAUUAAGAAAAUCAUACAAAAAUCAUAUCCAAGACCUACCCGGAAAACAUCAAAUAUCAAGUCUGAAACCAAUCCCACCAGGAUUAUUAGAUCCUAAUGUUGGACAAAAUCCAGAUAUAAUAAAACAAUUAGAUCCAGAAUUAUUGAAUAGAGCUUUAAAAUUUGAGAAAACUCCUAUAAAUGGGAUUCCUGGAUUUAAUACGGUUGAUUUAGCAAUUAAUGAUCAACAAAUGUUGAUGAGAGGGGAUGAUAUGUCGGAGAAUGAUGAAUAUGGAUCUAAGAAGAAUAAGCGUAAGAAGAAGGUCCAGAAUGGAGUAGAAACAAAGAGACAGCAUAUAUAA
Molecule: messenger RNA, 1743 nt
Organism: Hemisphaericaspora subhashii
Lineage: Eukaryota; Fungi; Ascomycota; Pichiomycetes; Serinales; Debaryomycetaceae
Product: ROX3
Exons: 2
Coding region: 1-1743 (580 amino acids)
Biological process (GO): regulation of transcription by RNA polymerase II
Cellular component (GO): core mediator complex; mediator complex
Molecular function (GO): transcription coregulator activity; RNA binding
Source: RefSeq, a predicted model, not a curated record